Messenger RNA from Drosophila eugracilis, 1499 nucleotides. Its product is annotated as protein phyllopod. The coding region runs from base 245 to 1426 and encodes 393 amino acids. NCBI's taxonomy places the organism in Eukaryota, Metazoa, Arthropoda, Insecta, Diptera, Drosophilidae. The record is from RefSeq and is a predicted model, not a curated record. The transcript is spliced from 2 exons. Gene Ontology annotation, molecular function: zinc ion binding. Gene Ontology annotation, cellular component: nucleus.
GCGAAGGACGUGCCGCUCCGUAGCUCGCUGUCCCGCUCUCACCCUCGCACACUCUCUCUCGCUAACUCACUCACUCACUCGCGUGUGUCUGCCGCUUCGCAUUUGUUGUUUGCCACUUUUUCGCGCCACCCCAAAAGAAAGAGAAAAAAACCGAAAAAUCAAAUACGAGUGUUAGAAGCGAACCAAAAAUCGGCAAGUUAGUGCGACCUUUGGUGACGUCAGAGGCUGGGAAAAAAUCGCCAGGAUGUCUGCCAAUAAUCAGCAGCAGCAGGCGGAUCCCUCGGCGGCCCUUGCCGCCCCCGCAGCAUCAUCGGAAUACCUGAAACGCACCUGCCUCAUCUGCGGCUGCCACACCAACCAGACGAUCAAUAUCUACGAGCCGCGCUCUGGUCCGAAUAUUGUCCAGCUAAUCCAGGCGAAAUUCAAAUUUCAGCCCCUGAACGAGGAUAAGUUCCUCUGCUUCAGCUGCAACAACUGGCUGAUCAACUGGCAUUCCCUGCAAGCGGUCAACAGCAAUGAGGCCGAGAGUCAAAGUCAAAGUCCCUCGCACAUGGGCAACAGUGUGUUGCAGCAGGAAAAGACGAAGCUGCGUCCGGUGGCGAUGGUUCGACCCCAAGUACGAGUCCAGCCCCAAUCACAGCCUCAGCCGCAGCCCCAAGUUCCAGUCAAUCCCACACCCGCACCAAUAGUCUAUUCCAAGCGAAGAACCAGCAGACCAGCCUCUGUCAGUCGAAUGAGCCGAGUCCUGCGGCAAUGUUGCUUGGAGAGUUUGCGGAGGAGUCCCAAGAAGAGGAGUCAGCAGUCGGUGUUUGUCUACCUCAGGCCACAGGGUCAAAGGAGGAGCAAUGUGAUCUGCAAGGUUGAGUGUGUGGCGCCGCGAAGGAAACCAGUGGAACGACUGGCCAAGGAAGUAGCGGCAGCGGCAGUGCCCAUGACAAAUCCAAAUCCCACACCCACUUACCAAAGAUUCCAGCAGCCCAGUGUGGAUGGGAAAGUAGUGGCCAUGUUCCGGCGUCUGGGUACCACGCUCAGCAGGGAAGAACCGCCCGCAUCUUCAGCGAAAUCAACCACCUCCAACACCUCGAAACCCCCGCAGAUCAUGAGUCCCCUCAAGCAGAGGCCGCGCUGGACGCGAGACCUCGACGAAGAUGAGAUACUGCUGGAAUUUGAUAGUGCCAUAUCCGAAGUCCUGCCAACCACCAGCUAUCAGGUUACCCAAGAGGAGAAUAAAGAGAACGAAGAAAUGGAGCAGGAGGAGGAGGCGGACGACGACGAUGCGGAACUGGAAGUGGUGCAGGAAGCGGAAGCGCCACUGGAACCACAGAGCCACCGCAAAGCAGCCAGCAGCCACCAAAAUUCCCACCAAGCUUCGCUCCAACUCGCUGGUCUGCGAUUACCACUGGGCCUUAGCAUUAGUCUCGUCUAAGUACCGAUGGGUCCAAGUAGUGCCCCACAAAAAGCAAAAAGCAAAAACAAAAAUAGUCAAAUUGCAUGCACAA